Fonsecaea monophora is the source of this 441-nucleotide messenger RNA. RefSeq lists its product as hypothetical. The record is from RefSeq and is a predicted model, not a curated record. The transcript has a single exon. The coding region runs from base 1 to 441 and encodes 146 amino acids. Lineage: Eukaryota; Fungi; Ascomycota; Eurotiomycetes; Chaetothyriales; Herpotrichiellaceae.
AUGGAUCUCGUUGCAAGAAAAACCCGUCUCGUGAUCGUCAACGAUGGCGACCACAAGAAGAGCAAAGCGUGGCGAAUAGUCAUCAUUGUUCUCAGCAGUAUCAGUCUCCUCCUAACCCUCGUUGGAAUUGGCCUCCGUAUUAUGAUACGGAGGCGUGCACGACGCGCCAAAGCCGAAGGAAAUAACGAGGGAGAAGAUCCGUCUGAAGAAGAUCCCGGCCUAGACAAUGGUUCUACCCAAGACCCGCCAAAGCACAAAGAACACCCAUACUACAACAGUCCCGGUUACGAGGCAACGGCUGAUCAGAACCAGACUUUGUUGGGCAACGACGAGAGGCCUCCGGCCACGCGCUGGGACAGCGACUCGAACAGCGCGACAGGCAUCCAGCGACCCGAGAGCAUAGCUAACUACUACAAUGUACCGCCACCCAGGUACGAGUAG